AAGUGGACCGUGGAGCUGUGGAGGGGAUAAUAUCAGAGAGAGAGAGAGAGAGCUGGAGAUGGUCUUUCCUGAUUCAGGGAGUCUGAGUACAAGUUGAACCGCUGCUGGGAGAUUCCUACCAGAUUUACGAUGGACGCCCCCUCGUCUCCUCAGAUCAUGGUUGACAGGGUCGGUGUCUCAGACCAAGCAGAAUGUGGGGAAGAUGUGGAUUUGCCUACAGAUGACCAUCUCGUGACCUUGAAGGCCUUGGCAGAGAAAUUAAGACUGGAGACCCGGAGGCCUUCUUACCUGGAGUGGAAAGCCCGGCUUGAGGCAGAAAGCUUCAGAGAGUCAGGAACUGGAAAAUGCCCGAUUCAAAUGGAGCCUGAAAGGAAACUAGUCGCACCCAGGGAGGCUGUCGUCAACUCUGAUGUGAUUCAGUGCAAGUUGCCAUCAGGUGUGCUGAAAGGAUUUGGGAAUAUCGAUGAGGCUCUGAGCUGGCUCAGGAGGGAACUGACCGACAUGCGCUUGCAAGACCAGCAGCUGGCGAGGCAGCUCAUGCGGCUCCGCAGUGACAUCAACAAGCUGAAGAUUGAGCAGACGUGCCACCUGCAUCGCAGGAUGCUCAACGACGCUACCUUUGGCCUGGAGGAGCGGGAUGAGCUGUCAGACCUGCUGUGUGAAUGCCCGGUGACCCCGGGCCUCGGCCUCUCUGCCCCGCUGAGACUCAUUGGUGUCACAAAGAUGAACAUUAAUUCUCGCCGGUUCUCGCUAUGCUAGUGGGUCCUGAGACCUGAAUACAAAACAGCUUGUCUACACGCCAGCCUUGGCCAUAUAUUAGUGAUGAAAUCCUUUGUGCAUUUAGGGCUUGACCACGUUGUUGUGAGGCCCUAUAAUCAAAGAGAGAGAUUUAGGUAAUGCAUAUAAUUUAGAAGAAGAGUUUGACUGUAGUAAUUACAUAUAUAAUGUUCAUGCCACUAAACCUUACACGGCAGCUAUAUACAGCAACCUUUCUGUCUUAAAACCGCAGCUGAUUUUAGACCUUUAAGGCCAUCAUGACCUGAAGCACAAAACUAGUUUUUAAACUGACUGAGUCACUAGUUAGUGACUGAAGUAAAUCACUUUCAAGCUUAUUAAUAUUGUUACCACUUACCUUAUACUGGGGUUAAACUGGGGUUCUCAUGAUUUCUGUCUACAAGCCAAGAUUUAUCAAGCAGAGGCCGAAUAUUUAACCAUUACUGCAUACAGACCUCUGUAUGAUGCUUUCAGUGACAGUUUACUUUAUGGAAAUGUUUAGUGCUUUUAAAAAAGAUGCCUUAAUGUUGAUUAGAAUGCAUAUUUUAUUUAGCAAGUAGUAAUAUCAAUUUAGGGAGUAUAGUUUUUUUGUAGAAUAUGGAAAUGAUUUAUUCUUUACAAUGGUUGUCAAGUUGAACUAGUUUUCCUUUCGGUUGGAGUUGGCCCUUUUCUCUUACGGUUGAACUCCAGCCAGGAAGUAACCAUUUGAGAUUGCAUUGUCUGUUUGAAUAAAAAACAUGUUGUAGUUUCAUGGAUAAAGAUUGAAUUAUAACCCACUGUACCCAAUGACACAAUUAGAUGGCUCUUGUUAAAACUCUGUUGGCUAGUUCUCUGGUUACUGUAUAAAUUGAUUUAACAUUGUAUAUAUAUAUAUAUAUACUCUGGGUUUGGGGGGCUUGCAUUUGAAAUGUGAGCAUAUGAUAUUCAGGUCAGCUAUUUCCUGCCUAUCUCUCUCUCAUUGCAAAAUAAAAAAAAUAAAAAAAACUAUUUACCCAAUGCACAGACCAUGCACUAGGGAAAUGAGUUUCAGGGUUUGAGAUGCCUUUCCCUGUGGCCCAGAUAUGCUAUAAUAUGUUCUGAACAAAAUCACAAACACACCCCAACAUCUAAU
Messenger RNA from Seriola dumerili (greater amberjack), 1885 nucleotides. It is a transcript of the gene fam167ab, whose product is annotated as family with sequence similarity 167 member A. The record is from RefSeq and is a predicted model, not a curated record. The transcript is spliced from 3 exons. Lineage: Eukaryota; Metazoa; Chordata; Actinopteri; Carangiformes; Carangidae. Bases 130 to 759 code for a protein of 209 amino acids.